This is a messenger RNA of Onychostoma macrolepis, 1768 nucleotides long. RefSeq names its product C-X-C chemokine receptor type 1-like. NCBI's taxonomy places the organism in Eukaryota, Metazoa, Chordata, Actinopteri, Cypriniformes, Cyprinidae. Gene Ontology annotation, cellular component: membrane. Gene Ontology annotation, biological process: neutrophil chemotaxis; immune response; G protein-coupled receptor signaling pathway. The record is from RefSeq and is a predicted model, not a curated record. Gene Ontology annotation, molecular function: C-X-C chemokine receptor activity.
UGAAACAAAAGGCAAUUAAAACGAUGGUCCCUCAGAUAAGCGACGCCACGGCACUUCAUAGAGGCAAAGACUAUCUUAAAGAGACUUUGAUAGAGGAAGGUGAGAGUAUUAAUCAGCUGUUAUCAAACCAGUCUCAGAACACUCUCAUUGGCAGUCAAACAUCUUAAACAUGGAAGCUACUACUGCAGAUUUCAUAUACCCUGAUUGGGUGUCUCCCUGCCCAGACAACAUGCAGUAUAUGAACCACGCGGUUUUGGUCUUAGUUUACGUCAUAGUUUUCUGUCUGAGCUUGCCGGGCAACAUGGUGGUGAUCUUCGUGGUGAGCUGCAUGGAGAACCGCAGGACGUCUACUGAUGUUUACCUGAUGCACCUGGCCAUCGCCGACCUGUUCUUUGCCUUGACUCUCCCAUUCUGGGCUGCUUACUAUUACGCCGGCCACUGGAUGUUCGGCACAUUUAUGUGCAAACUGAUUUCAGGCUUGCAGGAAGCCACAUUUUACUGCUGCGUCUUCCUGCUGGCUUGCAUUAGUUUUGAUCGCUACCUGGCCAUCGUGAAAGCAACCCAAUUCCUCACCCAAAAACGCCAUCUGGUCGGUAUAGUGUGUGCGGUGGUGUGGCUAUGUGCCUGUUUGUUGUCCCUGCCCAUUAUAGUGAAUCGUGAGGCCUUCGUGUCUGUAUAUACGCAGGAGUAUACGUGCCAUGACAAUUUGACCGCAGGAAGCAUGGACAGCUGGAGGAUGAGUUUGCGGAUUCUCCACCACACUUUGGGAUUCUUCCUGCCAUUAGCCGUCAUGAUGUUCUGCUACGGUUUCACCAUGUGCACGCUUUGCCGCUCGCGCAACAGCCAAAAGCAGAAGGCCAUGCGGGUCAUCCUGUCUGUCGUGUUGGCUUUUAUCAUCUGCUGGCUGCCCAAUAAUAUCCUAGAGUUAAUAGACACCCUGAUGCGAGGCGGCCAGGUGAUGGAAAGCUGUGAGCUGAGAGACAGCAUAGGCGUGGCCUUCGUCACACAGGCAAUGACUUCUGCCCGCUGUGCAAUAAACCCUAUCCUGUAUGUCUUCAUUUGGAAGAAAUUACGCAACCAGCUCCUGACGUCUCUCUUUAAGAAAGGCCUGUUGGGGAGAGACACAACGUCGAAAUAUCAAGUGGGAUCUGUCAAUAGCUUUGGGAGCACAAGGCAAAUGUUGAUCAGUCCAGCUCCUUAGGGCUUUGAUCCCUCAAGGACCACACCAGUGAGUUUUUAGAUCUUGCUCACCAAACCCUCUACCCAUCAGUGGUGUUUGUAUUCACAGCCACAGCAUGAAAACCAUGGCCCUUCUCGGCCCUUUGACCCAUCGGCUCCACCGUCAUCUUUUAUCCGUUCAGCUUUUCUAGUUUAGUUCCUCAUUUUGGUCUGUGUAUUUCUACACCAUUUAGUUCAGUUCGAAUUUUUUUUUUUUUUUUUUGAAAAAAUAAUUUUUUUGUAACAUUAAAAAUGUUUUUGCUGUCACCUUUGAUCAAUCUAAUGCAUCCUUGCUAAAUAGCAUUAAUUUCUUUAAAAAAAAAUCUUACUGACUCUAAACGGUUUAGUUGUUGCCUCCAUUUGUUUCAGGGCAUGUUAUUUCCCUUUUACUCUGAAAAAUGUAAAAAGCAAAUUAUUGUGUGUUGAUUCUGCUUCACAUGUGCAAAUAAAGAGAGAAAAAAAUAGUUUUCUCACACAUUAAUGUCUGUUAAAAAAUCAGUCUGCUCUGGGUCAGGCAAUGGCGUCAUUUCACCAAUGUCUCCACUUCUCU